Colletotrichum navitas is the source of this 641-nucleotide messenger RNA. RefSeq lists its product as uncharacterized. NCBI's taxonomy places the organism in Eukaryota, Fungi, Ascomycota, Sordariomycetes, Glomerellales, Glomerellaceae. The record is from RefSeq and is a predicted model, not a curated record. The transcript has 2 exons. The coding region runs from base 127 to 582 and encodes 151 amino acids.
AGAGAGCCCUUUACCAGUCGCUUGAAGUUAAGACUCUCAAUCUUGACGGCGUCCUCGUCUCUUGCGGGCUUCAAGUCCUUGGUUUCCUUUGCCUUCCGUCUCUUCUCCUUCUUUGCCUUGCCCUUGAUGUUGGUGUCGAACAUCUCAGCCUCCUCCUUGGCUGCAUCGGCCUUGGCCUCAAUGGUGAUCUUCUUCUGUUCGAGAGGUGUAAGGACGCUUCCGCCGCCACGGGGGAACAGAGGCUCUUCAUCCUUGAGCAAGGCCGAGACGGCGGGAGCCCUCGGCGCAGGAGCAUCCGCGGUCGCCGUCUUCUUUUCCUUUGUGGGAGUAUCGCGCUUCGAUGGCCGGGACACCUUGGAGGCCUUUGCUGCUUUGGAUGGAGGAGUACCCCCGGGGGCAUCCUUUCGCUUAAGUGAACUCAUAUUUGUUGUUGCGCCCAAAAACGAGGUCGCAAUUGCUUGCAACAGUUCCGGACUCGAUGUUAUGGAGGAGCAGGUUCAAGAAAAAAGACCCAGGGACCUUUUUGCGCCUGCUCCACCGAAACAUUUUUUUUCAAGCGUCGGGCGGGAUGUAGAGCGAUAAGAUAAGUGGUAUCGAUAAGACAUGGCUUAUCGAUAGAGUGAUCAGACAAGCUGAUAUUG